Molecule: messenger RNA, 7986 nt
Organism: Lepisosteus oculatus (spotted gar)
Lineage: Eukaryota; Metazoa; Chordata; Actinopteri; Semionotiformes; Lepisosteidae
Gene: atrx
Product: ATRX chromatin remodeler
Biological process (GO): replication fork processing; chromatin remodeling
Cellular component (GO): nucleus; pericentric heterochromatin
Molecular function (GO): chromatin DNA binding; ATP-dependent chromatin remodeler activity; ATP binding
Source: RefSeq, a predicted model, not a curated record
UGCGCCAUUUUAGUGCGUCUCUAGCCAUCCGGCAAGAUGGCGGGCUUGCUUUGUCUACCUGGAUCUGGUUAAUUCAAUAUUCCUGUUUUUUUUCAGUAGAAACCGGUGAGAUUAUCUGAGACAUCAACUCCAAUGAGAGGCGAAGCGCGCCCCUCGUGUCUUCGAUCGGCGAGAGAUGACCGCAGAGAUCAGGAGUAAGAGCAAGUUAAAUACGUUGGUGAAGAAACUGCAUGAAUAUCUCGCCCAUUCAUCAGAGGAAUCUGAAGAAACCAGUUCACCUCCAGCUCCUGACAGAUCACUGGGUAAAAUUAACAAGAGUUUAAUUAAAUUGCACAGAAAGGACCAAGUCAUGGAAGAGCCUGGCAGCUCCUUGGAGAGAGCCAAGUCUCCGUCAUCGUCCCGGUCAAAGAGGAAGCCUUCAGUGGUAACCAAAUACACUGGAAUAGAUGAUACAGAUUCUUCAAAUGAAAGUGGAAAUGAAGAUACAGUGCCCAAUGACAGUGCUUCAGAGAGUAAACUGGAUGUAAAUAGAUUGCCAAAAGGAACAGUGGUGGUUCAGCCAGAACCUGUGUCAAACGAAGUGAAAGAUGAUUUCAGAGGCCCAGAGUUUAGAAGCAGAUCUGGCAAACCUAGACCAGAACUCUCCAAAAAACGAGGAGACGAACGUUUACAUGGAAUUGUCAGCUGCACCGCUUGUGGACAACAAGUCAACCAUUUCCAAAAAGAUUCCUUUUUUCAACAUCCUGUGCUUAAAGUGCUUGUUUGCAAGGCCUGCUUCAAGUAUUACAUGAGUGAUGACAUCAGUAAAGAUGCCGAUGGGAUGGAUGAGCAGUGCAGGUGGUGCGCCGAGGGCGGUAACUUGAUUUGCUGUGACUUUUGUCACAAUGCCUUUUGCAAAAAAUGUAUUUUGCGUAAUCUGGGAAGAAAGGAACUGUCUAGCAUCAUGGACAUCGAAAGCAAGUGGUACUGUUAUGUAUGCAGUCCAGAACCUCUACUGGACCUGGUUACCGCUUGUGACAGUGUGCUAGAAAACUUGGAGCACUUAUGGAGUCAAAGCAAAAAGAAAGCAAAAGCUGAGAAUGACAAAUCAAACCGGGAUGAGAACUCACGCAAGCAUGUGCAGAAAGAUAAAGCUGCUUUAAAUGGGAAGGAGAAUGGUUCAGACAACCUAAGUUCAGGGACUAUUACUUUUUCUUACAAAGCAUUGAAGGUACCAAAAGAACUCAUUAAAAAAACUAAAAAGCUAGUGGAAACCACAACUGGUUUGAAUGCUACUUUUGUCAAAUUCAUACAGCAGGGCUUAGAAGAGCAAGGAACCAACUUGAUUAGAUUAAGACAUUUGAAAGCAUUUAAAUCAGUAUUAACAGAUUUAAAGAAAGCCCAUUCUGCGCUAGAAGAGGCCUUGGAGCAGGAAUUCAAGGGCUUAGAGCUUUUAAACGGAGAUGAGACUGUCUGUGAGGUCAAUAAUGGUAGCUUAAAGCCACAAAAGGAAGAUACUGAUGGUGAGUUGUUUGUUACUGACAGUACAGAUGUUGGCUUUCAAAAAAAAGAUGACCCUGAAGUAGAGGACACUGUAGAUUUUUCUUCAGUGGAUGCUUUGGAAGAAAAUGAACAUGGAAACACUGAGUGUGCUGUCCAAGAUGAUGCUGAAAUGAGAGAAAGUCCCGCACCCUCCCCUGGAGAAACUGACGAGCCCAUGGAAGCAGAAAGUGAACCCAAAGAAAAGAAUUCCCGGGAUUCUGAAAGGAGCUCUGACUGCGAGGAAGAGUCAGCUCCAGCCUGCGAGUCCUCCCUUGAUAAGGAAAUCGUCACGGUGCCUUCUUCUGUCCCUGACGAGCUUUUUGAAAUGGCAGACUCCUCUGUCGACAUUUCUGAUAUGCCAGACGAGAAUGUACGCAGUCCUUUGGAAUCUCGUAAAACUUUGAAAUUGUCCAGUAUAAAUUCGGUUAAGUCCUCAAAUUUAGACACACCCACCGCCAUGGUAACUAAAGAGCUUGUGGUGAAGUUGACCCCUGUGCCACUGGAUGGGUCACCAAGUUCCUCCUCCCAAAGAAAAGAGGACCAGGAAGAUGAAGACUGUGAAGAGGAACCUGCCCAUGAAGAAAAUGAGGACUCGCUUGCACUUGAGGAGGGGCUAGAGAAUAGACAUUCUCCUCGAGUCAAGACUACACCCUUGAGGAGGCCCGCUGACAGCAACAGUGUGCAGACGCACACACCUGACAACAGCGAGAGCGACACAGACCAUGACGGCCCUGGAACUAAGCUGCAGUCCAAGCGUGGGGAGAAGCCGGAUGGGCCAUCAACGAAGGGGAACAGAAAAACAGUAGCACGGCCUGCUCAGUCCAGCAAAAACACAGAAGACUCGGAUUCUGAGGAAAUUCCUGCCAUCCUACUGCAGACAGCAGCAAUGGCUCCCACCUCCCCUGAAGCAGAAAGUAACGAGGGCUCUCCUAAAAGCGUCAAGAGGAAAUGCUUGUUCAGCUUAAGGAAAAGCACCGCGCCCUCUCAGGACAAGAAAGCAGCCAAGCGCAAGUUGAAAGGGUCAUCCUCCGAGUCUGACCCUGAUGUGAAGGGGGUGGCCAAGAAGGCUACAGCUGCAGCCAAAAAAAGAAGGCAGAAAGGUUCAGACUCCUCAAAUUACGACUCUGACCUGGAGAAAGAAAUGAAGAGCCUCAGCAAGCUGGAAGCUUCCAAGAAGGGAAGUCGGCGAUCUAAAAAACAGAAAGAAAAGGAUGAUGAAAAGGUAUCGACUUCCCUCUCUAGCGCAUCGCCAGAUGAAUCUAAAGAAAAGUCAAAGACUGUCAAAGCAAGAAGCAAGGCACAGAAACCCAAGAAGACUGAAGAGUCCUCCUCCUCCCCGUCCUCUUCCAGUGAAGAUGAGAAGGUGCCAGGGGAAGACAGGGGAGAGGGCAGCAGUGACGAUCAGAAGAUUAAACCCAUUGUAGAACAAAUCACUGGGCCCAAAGUUGAAGCAUUUUGCCAGUCAUCAGGGGAUGAAGCAGAGGUCAAACAUGGUCCUGCAUCACCUGCCGACGACGACGACGAUCCGGAGAAUAGAAUCGCAAAGAAAAUGCUAUUGGCCCAAAUUAAAGCCAAUUACUCAUCGGGAGACGACGGCUCUUCGGAUGAGGAGGAAUCGGAGAAAGAUGGCAAGAAAACAACAGAGACCGUGGAAGAAAAGGAGGAGAAUGAAGACGAGGCUUCUGAGUCAGGCUCGGAGUCGGACUUCGAGAUGGCCAAAAAGACACGUUACCGCCAUCGUCUGCUCCGGCACAAACUGUCCUUGAGCGAAGGAGAAUCUGAGGAGGAGAAGUCCACCAAGGAGAAAAAGGAUGUGAAGAGGAAAGCAAGAAGGAAAGUGAGCAGUGACGAUUCUGCCGACUCUGAUUUUGAAGAGUCUGGAGUGAGUGAGGAUAUCAGUGACUCUGAGGGAGAUGAUCAUCGCCCUAGAACCAGAUCUUCAAAGAAAGCCGGGUCUGAAGAGAAUCAACGAAGCUACCAGCAGAAGAAAAAGCGACGACGCAUUAAAGUACAGGAGGAUUCUUCCAGCGAAGAAAAGAGUGGCUCCGAAGAAGAGGAAGAUGGUGAUGGUGACGACGACGACGAUGAAGAGGACGAGGGCAAGGAAGACGACUCCAAGUCCGCGGCGAAGGGCCGCAAGAAAAUCCGCAAGAUUAUCAAAGAUGACAACCUGAGGUCCGAGACGCAGAACGCCCUGAAAGAGGAGGAGGAGAGGCGAAAAAGAAUUGCAGAGCGAGAGCAGCUGAGGGAGAAGCUGAGAGAGGUCAUUGUUGUUGAAGAAGCCUCCCAAGUUACCUGUCCUAUAACAACCAAGCUGGUGCUGGAUGAAGAUGAGGAAACUAAGGAGCCCUUGGUGCAAGUCCACAGGAAUCUGGUCACCAAGCUAAAGCCUCACCAGGUCGAUGGAGUACAGUUUAUGUGGGACUGUUGCUGUGAAUCUGUAAAGAAAGCAAAAAAUUCCUCAGGAUCAGGCUGCAUCCUUGCUCAUUGCAUGGGUCUUGGAAAGACAUUGCAAGUGGUGACAUACCUGCACACCAUGCUGCUCUGUGAAAAGCUGGACUUCAGCACCGCCCUGGUGGUGUGUCCCCUCAACACUGUCCUCAACUGGCUGAACGAAUUUGCUAAAUGGCAGGAGGGCUUGAAGGAUGAAGAAAGUUUAGAGGUGAACGAGCUGGCUACAGUGAAGAGGCCGCAGGAGAGGGCUUACAUGCUGCAGCGCUGGCAGGAGGAUGGCGGGGUCAUGAUAAUGGGCUAUGAAAUGUAUCGCAACCUCACUCAGGGCAGGAACAUUAAAAGCAAGAAGCUCAAAGAAAGUUUCCACAAGACUCUGGUUGACCCAGGUCCAGACUUUGUAAUUUGUGAUGAGGGACAUAUCUUAAAAAAUGAGUCCUCUGCAAUAUCAAAGGCCAUGAAUUCCAUUAAAACGAGGCGGCGAGUUGUUUUGACAGGAACUCCACUGCAGAACAAUCUGAUUGAGUACCAUUGCAUGGUAAACUUCAUCAAAGAGAACCUUCUGGGAUCAGUGAAGGAGUUCAGGAACCGCUUCAUCAACCCCAUCCAGAAUGGCCAGUGUGCCGACUCCACGCUCAGUGAUGUCAGGGUGAUGAAGAAGCGAGCCCACAUCCUGUAUGAAAUGCUGGCCGGUUGUGUUCAGAGACGGGACUACACAGCUUUGACAAAAUUCUUGCCUCCGAAGCACGAGUACGUUCUGGCAGUGAGAAUGACUCCAAUUCAGUGCAAGUUGUAUCGGUACUACCUGGAGCAUUUCACAGGUGUGGGCAGCAGUUUAGAGGGAGGAAGAGGCAGAGCUGGGACCAAACUGUUCCAGGAUUUCCAGGUGCUCAGCAGAAUCUGGACGCAUCCAUGGUGUCUUCAGCUGGACUACAUCAGUAAAGAAAACAAGGGAUACUUUGACGAAGACAGCAUGGAAGAGUUUAUUGCGUCAGAUACAGAAGAGUCUUCAAUGAGUCUGAGCUCUGAAGAGGAGAAGAGUAAAAGCAAGAAGAAGAAGGGCAGAGGGAAGAAGUGUAGCAGCGCGGAGGGGUCCGACAGUGGAAGUGAUCUGGAAGUGAUCAAGGAGUGGAACUCACGGUCUCGUGGGGGAGGCGGUGACAACCCAGAGGGAGGAAGGAACAGACCCGAGCCUGUUGAAGAAGUUAGUAAACCUACCUCAAGUUCAGGCCCAGGAAGUCCCUCCCCAGACUGGCACAAAGAUUUUGUCACGGAGGCAGAUGCUGAAAUAUUGGAGCACUCCGGAAAGAUGGUCCUGCUUUUUGAAAUUCUCCGAAUGGCUGAGGAAGUGGGUGAUAAAGUGCUUGUCUUCAGCCAGUCACUAAUCUCAUUAGAUUUGAUUGAAGAUUUUCUGGAGCUGGCUGACAGGGCGAAAGAGGAGGGGAAGCCUGAUCUAUAUAAAGGUGAAGGAAAAUGGUUCAGAAAUAUUGAUUAUUACCGUCUUGAUGGCUCCACUAGCGCAAUGACAAGGAAGAAGUGGGCUGAGGAUUUCAAUGAUAUAAGCAAUGCCAGGGGGCGCUUGUUCCUCAUCUCCACUAGAGCUGGAUCUCUUGGGAUCAAUUUGGUUGCUGCAAACCGAGUAAUUAUAUUUGAUGCCUCUUGGAACCCGUCAUACGACAUUCAGAGUAUCUUCAGAGUGUACCGCUUCGGCCAAACAAAAACUGUGUUUGUGUACAGAUUUCUGGCUCAGGGAACCAUGGAGGAGAAAAUUUAUGACAGACAGGUUGCCAAGCAGUCUCUUUCGUUCCGCGUAGUGGACCAACAGCAGAUUGAGCGUCACUUCACGAUGAACGAGCUCACUGAACUGUACACUUUUGAGCCAGACCAGCUGGAUGACCCCAAUUCGGAGAAGAAGAGCAAGAGAGCCACUCCUAUGCUGCCAAAGGAUCCGUUCCUCGCAGAACUGCUCCAUAGCUUCAAGGAGCAGAUUGUCGGCUACCAUGAACAUGACUCCCUGCUGGACCACAAAGAGGAGGAGGCCCUGAGUGAGGAGGACCGUAAGGCCGCCUGGGCAGAGUACGAAGCUGAAAAGAAGGGUCUCUCCAUGCGCGUCAACGUGCCAUCUGGGUUUCAUUAUUCACAUCUUAACACGGGCGCUCCAAAUGCAUAUUUCCCCUUCAAUGUAGCUGCACUGACCUCAAUGACUAACCAACAGCUGGAGGACCUUAUAAACCAGGGACGUGAGAAGGUUGUGGAGGCUAGCAAUGCAGUCAAAGCUAUCCCAAGAGAGAGCCUGGAAGAUAUCAUAGGAAUUGUGUGGCAAGAGAACCCCAACCUGAAUGAAGCGCAGGUUCAGUCCAUGGCUCUGGGCAGACAGGCGAGUCUCGAGCUGGAGCUGAAGCGCAGGGAGGCUGUGUACAGAGAUGUCCUGAGCAAGCAGCAAACACUGAUCAUGUAUGUCCAGAAGGUGCUGACCAACCGAAAAGUCCACGAGCAGCAAAUGGCUCUGGCAAAUCGGGCCAACCUGAUGAACCAAAUGGCCAUGCAGAAGGGGGUCAUGGGCGCCCAUGGCUUCAACCAGCUGGAUCUGCUGAGCUUGUACCAGCAGCUCAGUGGUGGCCUGCAGCCUCCAGGUCUGCAGAGGGUUCCAUCUCCCACAACUCAGAUGAGGAGCAAAAACCCAGGUCCGUCUCAAGGGAAUUAGAAAAGGCAGGCACUUGCAGUUUGGGAAGUGCAACAGAACAAGUGAUUUUGAAGUCCGUACUCCUUAACAGACUCCAACAGCUGAAUUAUACAGCACCACUCCAUCUAGAAGAAAGGCUGUCCUGAGAUGUAUGCAAAGCUUGAAGACAAUUUGAAGGGAUUUUGCAAUUGUUUUGAAAUUGUAUAUAUAGCCUUAAUGUUAUUCUAGAUAUCAUAUUCUCUUUUAAAUCUUUUAAAUAGAUUUUUUUCCCCCAAAAAAAUGCUUUUGAAGUUUAUAUUAUUUUAUCGCCUGUAAUCUCCCGGACUAUGGUUUUAACUCCAAACAAGCUCACACACACUAAAAGGAAAAUAUUGGAGAAAGUAUAGGACUUCCUCAUAUUCUGAUCCAGAAUGGUUUCUUGGGACCACAGUACUGCUCGCUACACAUUUAAUUUAAAAACAAUCAGGUGGAAUAAAUAAAUCUAAUGAAAUAAAUUCCGCCUGCAGUUUUCUUGACGUGUUAGUACAGUAUGUUUAUCUAGGCAGUGGUCCUUUUUUUACCUUUCUAAAAAUUCCCUGCAUUUCCGGCUGGAUGUGACCUGAACUUUUAUUUUGUGUGCACGUACAGUACAGUUGCAGAUGGUAUGAACACCCUUUUUUAAAAUUAAUUUAUGAACUGCUGCCUUGAAGAGAGGUGUUCCUUCCCUUCUAAAAUACUUUUGCCAAUCUUUAAUUAGUGUUUCAUGGUGAAUGAUAUGGUAAUUGUCUCCAGGAGACAAUUGUAUCAACACCAAAAAGGAAAAAAAAUGUUGCAGCCUUAUAAUUAGUUCUUAUACAUAAAUACAGAAUUAUUAAUAAAUGUGUUGAAUAUUGGACUUUUUUGUAUAAUGCUUAGAGGUGAUUAUUCUAGAUGUUGCUAAAUCAAAAUAAAUGACUGCCUGUGUUGUGUUUCAACUGCUUGCUGUAUUCUAUGAACUUUUGUAAUCUCUUUGAGUUUUUGUUGUAAAGUGUUAAUUAGCAUAGUACUGUGGUACUGUUCCUGGUUUUGUCCCACUUGUGUAGUUGUUUUGGCACAUCUAACUUCAAAUGCUGAAUUUGCGCAGCUGUGAUGACAGUUUGAUUAAUUGAAAACAAUGUAAUUCGUACUGGAGACCAGAGCUCCUCUAAUUGCACAAGGUGUAUUUUAGAAAAUGUACAGGGACUCUUUUUCUCUCCCGAGAAUGUUUUCAUGCUAGAAAUACACCUAACUGUGUUUUGCCAUUAACCUGCUAUUUACUAGAUACAUAUUUAAUAUCAAGAUUAAUAAAGUGACCAAAAGGUGUUUUUCUUGUA